Messenger RNA from Mytilus californianus (California mussel), 2461 nucleotides. Its product is annotated as heat shock 70 kDa protein 12A-like. The transcript is spliced from 5 exons. The record is from RefSeq and is a predicted model, not a curated record. Gene Ontology annotation, molecular function: ATP binding; ATP-dependent protein folding chaperone. NCBI's taxonomy places the organism in Eukaryota, Metazoa, Mollusca, Bivalvia, Mytilida, Mytilidae. Bases 106 to 1845 code for a protein of 579 amino acids.
ACGUUUAAAUCACGUGAACAAUUAACUUCCGUGUUGAUUUGGUGACAACCCAAAAAAUACACAAGAUUCCAGCUCCCUGAAAUACAGACGUAGCAGUGCUUUAGUAUGGCCGCUGGUGAGACAAUCUCUGAGUCUCUGUUCGUAGCAGCAAUUGACUUUGGUACAACGUUUUCUGGGUAUGCUUUUGGUAAUAGAAGUGAUUACAAGGAUGAUCCAUCCAAAGUAGCCGGUUGUCACUGGAGUACUGGUUCACAACCGGGGCUCUCCAUGAAGACACCUUCGUGUAUUUUGUUUGAUCCAGAAGAAAACUUUGACUCCUUCGGUGGAGAAGCAGAAGAUAAAUACACAGAACUAGCACAAGAGGAAGAACAUGGUGACUGGUAUUUUUUCAGAAGAUUUAAAAUGCAGCUUUAUGAAAAAGAGGAAGUAUCAAAAGACUUCAUGUUGGAAGGAGAAAAUGGUUUACAAAUGCCAGCCAUAAAAGUGUUUGCAGAAAGCAUCAAAUUCCUGCGAACACACUUUGAGGAUCAUAUAAAAAAUAAAGCCGAUGAAAUCAAACCACGGGAUGUAGAAUGGGUGUUGACCGUACCAGCCAUCUGGCCAGAUCCAGCUAAAAAGUUUAUGAAAGAAGCUGCUAAUGCUGGAGGAAUACCCAACAGUCGUCUCAUUUUGGCGUUAGAACCAGAAGCUGCAUCCAUCUACUGUAAAAACUUACCUGUAGACAGAACUCUUUCUAGUGGUGGACGAUCUACUCUCGAUGCGUUUGCUCCGGGGACACAGUAUCUAAUACUGGAUGCAGGAGGUGGAACGGUUGAUAUUACUGUACAAGAAAUAAAAGACGAUGGCGACAUCAAACAGAUAUAUAUGGCCAAUGGUGGAGAUUGGGGCGGAACUAAAGUCGACGAAGCAUUUGACGAAUUCCUGACGGAUAUUGUUGGUUCAGAUACAGUGGACAAAUUCCGGAAGGAUGACAAAGUCGAUUAUCUAGGCCUCUGUAGGGAAUUUGAAGUGAAAAAGCGAAGUAUUCGCCCUGACAGCACAGCUAAAAUAACAAUUCGAAUUCCAUUAAGUUUAAGUGACAGAUUUCAAGAAGUGAAAGGAGUUUCACUGAAAAAUUCCUUCAAAUCAAACAAAUCAAUGUCGUGGGUUGGUGAUAAAUUACGUGUCGAUCCUGACACUGCUAAAAAAUUCUUUGAAGAACCAUGCAAACGCAUUGUUGACCAUCUGAAGGAUUUAUUCCAGGAAGGAGCAGUUGCAGACACAGACAUCAUUUUAAUGGUUGGUGGUUUUUCUGAAUCACAAAUGCUGCAGGAAGCAAUAAAGUCAGCAUUUCAAAACAAAACUGUAAUAAUUCCAGAAGAUGCAGGUCUUGCAGUGCUCAAAGGCGCAGUUCAGUUCGGAUUUAAUCCUAAGGUUAUAAGUCCAAGAAUCAUUCGAUACACUUUUGGAGUGUGUACAAACAUACGGUUCCGUCCACAUACCGACCCCGAAGAAAAGAAACAUAUCACUAAUGAUACAAUGUAUUGCCGGGAUAGAUUUGGAAAGCAUGUUGAGAGAGGAGAGCCUAUUGAUGUAGGGGAGAUAACAAAUACGAAAACAUACAAUCCAUUAAGAGAAAACCAAAGUAAAAUUGAACUUCCUAUCUAUUCUUCUCGUUCUGAAGAUCCACAAUACGUCGACGAAGAAGAUUGUACAUACAUUGGGAAAUUUGAGGUAGAUUUGUCAGAUGUAAGUGGUCCUGAUCGGGAUGUCGAGAUCGGGAUGAGAUUUGGGGGAACUGAUCUUGCUGUUGAAGCUAUUGUAAAAUCAACAGGACAAAAAAUUGAAGCAAAUUUCAGCUUCUAGUAUUUGUGUCUGAUUAAAUCUAAAUGAAGGUUUUUCGUAUCUUAUAUCAAAAACCGUGGACCAGCAUAUAAAGUGCCAUAUGCAUUGUAAACAUAGUUUAUUGAGACAGAUUCAUUGUACAUGUAAAGUACAGUAUAUAGUUUAGUUUGUUAUACUUGCUACAUGACACUAAGCGUGAAUUUCAUUAAUUACAUUAUAACUAUAGUUUUAGAUUCAUUACUGUUCAAAGGGCUGUAAAAAAAAAAUCUGUUUUAUAGAAUUAGAUUCCAAAAAAAUAUUAAUAUUCCCUUAUAUAUCAGUAUUAGUACCCAAAAAAAAAAACAUUCGUGUGAUUUUUUUUUACAAGUUUUAUAUUCAAUAGCUUGAUUUGGAGAACAUAAUAACGAAUUAUGACUGCUUCAUACUUAUGCGGUCAACUCAAAAUGAUUGCAAAAUAGUAGGCAGUGGUCCUACUCACAAAAUUGUAAUGGUAUAUAAGAAUAAGAAUAAGAAUAAGAAUAUUUAUUAUUCCAAUCAAGGGCCCUUGAUGGGUAACAUAACAUGUACACAUAAAACAAUACAUCAUGAUUUGUAACAGAAAAACAUUUUUAUAUAUUAAAAUGAAACAUUGAAGGUA